AUCGCUGCAGGUUGCUGGAUUCACACACUGCUGUUUCAGUCACUGAGAGCAGGCUGCAGAGAUGGAGAGUGGUCCAGUCGCUCAUGCCGAAAAUGCACAUGUAGCAGUAUGGUUUGCGUUGAAGAGGCUUGACCUUGAUGAUGACAGAGUUAUAGCUCUGAAAGAAGUUCACAUUCCAAGAGGGACAAAAAUGACAACAGUGAGGCAGAUUGUAGCUCAUUCUUUCAGACUGGACAUUGCUCAGGUCACCUUCAAGAUACGAAACAGUCAAGGCUUUUUAAUCCCUUUGAAUGGCUGCAUACCAGUGAACACCAAACAAAUGCCUUAUGUCUUGGAGGUGGCCAGAUAUUUUCAGCAUGUUAAUGCAAAACCCAGAAACAUUGCCAUGACGGUGAUAAACAGAAGCUUGAAGUCAAGACUACAGAGUAUUGCAAGAAGGAUUGAAAGGCUGGAAGAACUCCUUCCUCAAAUCAAGCAAAAGCAGAAUGAGAAGAUGGUCAAGGAUAUUGAACUGUUGAAUCAGAAACUGAUUUUCCUACACAAAAGAAUGCAGAUGGCAGAGUCAUAUUGCUGGGAGGGGAUGUUUAAGCGAGCACCACUCUGGUGAUCAUUUUAUAAUCUACUCCACACCAGUCUCCUCUGUAAACAGCAGGGAAUUUAAAUAUUUUAACUAUGUGCUCAUUUUGUUUACCAUAGUACAAAUAGUAAAGCUUAAUACACACUUACCAAAGCAUUGUACCACUGACCAUUUAUCAGUUCCACACAUUUAUUCAUUGUGUUAUUGCAUAUAAUACAACCUCUCUAUACUUUCAAAAAUAAGCCAUUCAAGUUGACAAGUAUUAAUAAUGACGCUGAUAAAAUGAAGUAAUAAGGAUUUUCUUUCAGCUGUAGUAAAAAUGGUUCACUGUUUAAGGCUUUUCAACACUGGGCACUCUGUGUGCACUUUUCAGAAAUGCAUUACUAUUUCUUAAGACAGAUACUAAUAUUAAAGUUAAAAAAAACAACAGCAUCCUAGGUGGUGGGCCUCCAGACCACAUUGGAUUUACACCAUGGAAUACCCACCAAACCAGUGAGUGAGUUAAUGUGCCCUUAGAAGAGACAAUUCCCACAUAUAGGAAUUUUAAUUAUAGGCCCAAUCACUUUGUAGUGACCCGUCCAGCUAAGGGUCAAAUGUGAACCCAAACCAUGUCAGCAAAAUGACCUUCACAACAAGCCACAAGUUUCACUUUGCAAAUUAUUUAUAUAUUAUGAUAGUGGAGUCGAAGCAGGCUUUCUAGAGGAAGAAUUUUGUAUCAUGUCCAAACACACACAGUGACUUUUAACCCAGUCAUUCAUUUUUCAUUUGUUAUUUUACAGGGAAGAAUUUUGUGAGUCCCCCGAGUUUUGCUCAGGUUUCAGACAAAACACAGAUCACUAGUCUCACACAGUGUUGAGUACAGUAUAUCUGCUCGGGCUUUCUUAUAGAGUAAAGAAAUGCAUGUGACUAGUUUGCCUCCACUUGUUUAUUGUUUCAGGAAAAUGUCAUCCUAAGCAAUGUUCGCUGUCUCAGAGAAUUCCCAAAGAUGCUAAAAAGUACCAAAAUAUAUUUUCCAAAAUACCUUGUAUAGAAACCUUAUUUGAGCUGCAUGACGGAUACAGAGUA
Hemibagrus wyckioides is the source of this 1642-nucleotide messenger RNA. RefSeq lists its product as uncharacterized. Bases 62 to 607 code for a protein of 181 amino acids. The transcript is spliced from 9 exons. The record is from RefSeq and is a predicted model, not a curated record. Lineage: Eukaryota; Metazoa; Chordata; Actinopteri; Siluriformes; Bagridae.